This is a messenger RNA of Nomia melanderi (Alkali bee), 838 nucleotides long. Its product is annotated as translation machinery-associated protein 16. Gene Ontology annotation, cellular component: nucleus. Lineage: Eukaryota; Metazoa; Arthropoda; Insecta; Hymenoptera; Halictidae. The record is from RefSeq and is a predicted model, not a curated record.
GAAAUUGUCUUGCGUGACACCAGAUGACGCCAGUAUCCUUUUAAAAUUUCAUGUGCCCCCAGGAUCACACGUUUUUGAUGUAUGUCAUGAAAGGUUAGCUGUUGUAAAUACAUAAAACUACAAUCAUGUCCACUGCAAUAAAGAAAGAAUACUUAAAGGCAAAGAAGAUUGCUCAUCCAAAUAGUAGGAAAUCUAUUGCCAUUACAAAAAGAACCAAAAAAAUCAUAAACAGACAAAAAACAAAAUUAGGAGGUUUGAUAAAACAAAAUCUACUAGGGGAGAAAAUGCUAUGGAUUCAGGAACAUAUGGUACCUGAUGUUUGUCCUUAUACUCCAGAAUUAACUGCCACAUUACUAGAAACGUACAUAGCGAGGAAUGAUGAAGAAUUAGAACAAAUUAAUAUAAAGCAUUCUAUAGGUGGAAGAAAAAAUAGACAACAUGCAAGUAGACAGGAUGUGUUAAGAAUGACUAAAGAACGAGAACAAGAGGAAUAUAACACAUGUGGAAUAGAGAUUCCUGAUAUUUUAAAUACAACUCAGUGCGAUAUGUUAAGAAAGUGGAAUGGUGAAUUAAAAUAUUUGACUAAUUUUAAAUUUAGGAGAUUCGGUAAAAAGCAUUUAAAUGAUAUAUUACAAAAGGCAAGGAAACAACAGAACAUAGAUAAAAAUAAUGCACAAGGAAAUGCUUCUGAUGACUAAGAGGUUUCUUCUGCAAAACUUAUUUCUGAAAACAUGGAAAAGAAUACUUCCGUAAAAAAAUUAAUUUUCUUAAUUGACAAAAACUAAACACCAGAAUGUCCCACGGAAAUAGAAUAAAGUUUACGUAUAUAUUUUCAUAA